GAAAUGUUUGUUGGCAUUGGCAACGUUUUAGCCAGUUCUGACGGCGUACAGUCGGAAUAAAGAAAUCGAAAGGAAGGGCAAUAAAAAAAAGAAUUCAGCUGAGGACCUCUGAACCCUUGUUAUCGUCCAUUCCACUCACCAUAGAGGAGCGAGGAGCGAGUACAGACUGCUAACAGAAUGACCAGCUCAUCUGCUCCAAGAAUGGUGAACAGUUACAAGCGGACUUCAAGCCCUCGAUCCCCUACUAACAGUGGGGAGCUUUUUACCCCAGCACAUGAGGAAAAUGUGCGUUUUAUACAUGACACCUGGCAGUGUGUUUUAAGAGACAUCAGAUCAACGCAAAAUAUUGAACGCAACGACCGUGGACCACAGGAGUAUGUGGAGAAAAACCCAAAUCCAAACCUACUUUCUUUUACACCAGUGGACCUGAGUGACCUCAAGAAACGUAACACACAAGAUUCCAAGAAGUCCUAGUCUUUUCAUUACUGUCUGUUCAAUUUUUUUUCCACCCAUUAUCCUCGAGAACUUUUCCUCCAUCAGUCAGAAAGUCAGCCCUGUUGGCCAGUCAAGCACAGAAUGCCAAUUUUGUUUCUUAACUCUGGACCAUUGCAACCCCCUCCUCUUCUUUACCCUCUCAGCUGACCUAGAAGAAAAGAAGUGGAAUUCCAAGGAGUAAAACUUCCCAUCUUCCUGGUUCAUGUUUUUCAAGUCACAAAAUUGUCAUAUUGUUUAUGUGGACGGGACUGAUGCAAACUCAUCAAAUUUGCCUGUUGCUGGGGUUCAACGUGACGACACUUUCCACAGGACACAGAAGACUGCAGUCUUAAAUACAAACCUUGUUUUCUUUGCUACUUAUAUGACUCUGGAGGAAAAUGCGAAAGGGCUGACUUUUUUUUUUAAAGAUAGUUCGACCAGUAAAUUGUAGAAGUAACGGGAUGGUCACAUUGGACACACACAAGUUUCGGCAGCCAAAGGCAAUGUAGAAGGCCAACCUUUUUAUUAUAAAUUUUCUUCCCCUAAAAUGGACUUUACUUAGUAGAGACCUCCCCGAGUAUGCUGCCCUUGGUUAACCCCCUUCCUUAAGCCUUGAAACAAAAUGUUGAAUAAAAGACUUUUACAGAA
Molecule: messenger RNA, 1122 nt
Organism: Cheilinus undulatus (humphead wrasse)
Lineage: Eukaryota; Metazoa; Chordata; Actinopteri; Labriformes; Labridae
Gene: mcrip1
Product: MAPK regulated corepressor interacting protein 1
Exons: 5
Coding region: 178-474 (98 amino acids)
Source: RefSeq, a predicted model, not a curated record